Messenger RNA from Amoebophrya sp. A25, 344 nucleotides. The record is from the annotation of a GenBank genome assembly. Lineage: Eukaryota; Dinophyceae; Syndiniales; Amoebophryaceae.
CACAGAAGUUUUUUUUCAACAUCGACAUCGACAGACAAAAUGAAUAUUAUUUAGAACAAGACGAACAGCGCGCGGGCGGAAAGAUUUGCGUCAUCCUCCAGCGCACGUGCACGUCGAGCACUUACCCUUUAAAAGAAACGCCCACAAAGUCAAAGCCAAGAUGGUGCCUGCCACUAGUACGAACACUCCGGCGGAACGAAUCCAAAAAGCAUCUUCAGAGCAACAAGACGGUGACAACUACAGUCCAACUACACUGCUGAACGCGUCUUCCUUGUCAGCACGCGCGUGGCCACGUCGUAGCACAAGUGCUGGUCCCCCAAGCUGUGCGUCGGCACCGGUGAGGC